AUGCGCAGUUCCCUCUCUCUAGGCCCAUUAUCUCCGCGCCUGCAGCUAACCGUUGGCUACCAUCACAUCCGCGACGCACUUGCGCCCCCUUUACAUCAUUUGCAUGAGUAGUUGGUGCUGGUGUUUUCCCUCCAUAAAAAAGUGCAGCUAUAUAAGUAGAGGAUUUACAUAUAGUCCCACUCUACAGAAUGGAUUCUGAUAUACUGAAGAUAGAGGAAAUUGUGAUGGGCGGAGGCGAGGCUGCUCCUCCUGCUGAUGUGAAUGCUGAGAAAGCGGGGAAGCCGUACACCACAAUCAUCAUCCAGGAGCCUUCUCCAGGGCCUGUCAUUCAGUCUUACCAGCAUGAGAGCUUGCAGUGUUUCCAGUGUUUUAUAACUUUCUGUAACUCUAAAGCCAAGGAGAGGCAUAUGAAGAAGAGUCACCGUGAAGAAUACAAACAGCAGCUGCAGCAGUGUGACACACUUUUCACUUGUUAUGUGUGUGAUCGCACAUUUCCAUCUUCUGAGGAACUAACACGGCAUCAAUCUACUCACAACAAGGAAGACAAGCCCUUCAAGUGUGCGCACUGCAGAGAGAGCUUCCGUACAUUCUCAGAGUUGACCACACAUCGGCGGCAGGUGUGUCCCGAGCGGCAGUUUGUGUGUAAAGAAUGCAACGAGACAUUCCGGAGCCCAGCACUUCUCCGUACCCACCGCCUGGCCCAACACCCUGCACGACCAGAUGGAGAUGACACUGACAAUCCCAGCAAAACCCACCGCUGUGGUAAAUGUGGCAGGGGAUUCGAAGAGGAGUCUGAGCUGCUGCAUCAUCAAGAAAACCACGCCGCAAACCAGCACUGCAACGGCAGCGGCCCUGUCAAGAGACGUGGCCGGCCUCCCAAAGCUGAAACGAGCUCAGCAACUGUAGAGAAGAAACCAAAAAGGAGUGAAAAUGAAAUGGCAGAGAAGUCGGAAGACACGGCCCCAGCACCACCACCACCACCACCACCAGCAGCAGCAGCAGCACCAGUAGCAGCUGAGGCAAAACCCAAAACCGGGGGAAGGCGAGGACGGCCACCAAAAUCUGCCUCUCAGGAUCCUAAAGGUGAAGAAAACAAAUCCGACAGCAAGAAAACAAAGGCGGUUUCUCCGACAGCUCGUCAGAUCCCGUGCCCAGAGUGUGACCAGGUUUUCUCCUCACCAGCUCAGCUCCGAGCACACAAGAAAGAAAAGCACACGCAGCGCAAGGCACAUCCAUGCCAAGAAUGCGAAGAGAGCUUUAACCGUGCCGAGCAGCUGGAGGCUCACAUGGCCCGCGCACACAAGGCUGGCCGUUACUCCUGCUCAACAUGUGGCAAGAGCUUUGGCCGAGAGAGCAACCUUAAAGCCCACCAGCAGAGCCAUGGGAAGGAGGAUGAGAAGUCUGCUGGGGGCAGCAAGAGAUAAGCUGAGCAUGAGAGAGGAAUGAGGCUUUGACGGAAAGGGGUUAGGGUUUCAAGUGGGUUUAAAGCGGACUUGAGUGGAAGAAGAGAAGAAAAACAUGUUUUGGUGUAUGGGUUGGAGACAGGCUUGAGAUGCUUUGAGUUGGUGAAACUAUUUAGAGUUUUAUGUGGAAACUGGAAACCCAAAAGUCCCCUAUGGCUUCCUCAUUUCAUUUUGACAUGUUUUUAUAGCUGUGGCAUAGUAUAAGGAUUGGGCCACAAUUUAAAAUGUAUAGCAUAAUCAAACCCAUGUCUCACAUAUGCUAGAAUUGUAGGGGCAUGAACCUGAUUUUUAAAAAAAAAAGGAAAAAAAAGCCUACUCGUAGUGAAAGGCUUUGCAUUUGGCUUUUAUUCAAAUAUUUUAAUGUGAUUUUUAUAAAUAUCAUGAGUGACUUGUUUUUACAUUAUUUUUUAGAAGUUUGGGAAGAAAGGUAUGAUUUAAAUGGAAUUAGUCUUUUCUGAUGGCAAGCAUCAAUUAGUGAAUUAGCAGAUUAUUUAAUUUCCUGUUGCACCACAAGGCGUUACUUUUAACUUUGUUACCUGUGACUAAAAAUCCAGAACUGUAAUAAGAGAUAAGAAAUGAUUACCCAUGUUACCCCAGUUUUUUAAAAAAGAAAGAUUUUUAAUUUUAUUUGUUUAUAAUCUGUGGCUCCUGAUCAUGAUGACACAGCAAGAUGACAUGUACAGAACCUGUUGCUAUGUAGAAGUGAAUUCAGUCUCCUUUCAGCUACUUGUUUUGAGAAGAUUUGUAUCCGCUAACUUUUUAAUGGUGCAUAUGUUCUCUGUAAGUCAUUAAAACUUUAACCAGCAGUUGUAUUACUGUGAUUACUUGAUGAGGAUUGUUCAAUGUGAACUUUUUUACCUCUCCGUUUUAUCAUAGUAAUGCAGAUACAUGUUCCGACUCUUAAAUGCAGCUAUAUGAUGCACAGAUGAUCGAAUUGUUCAAAUUUGAUUAGGAAGAGUUAGCUCAGGUCUGUCUCCAUGUUAUCGAGCAAGUACAAAUGUUUCAUCUGACAUCUGUAAAUGAAUGCAUACACAGUGGGCCAUGAUUUAAUGAUCUUUUUUUAUUUUUUUUAUUUUUUUUUUGUUUACUAUAGUAAACUUUGACCACUAUAGCCUGCUGGAAAAAAUGUAUCCUCCUGCUGUAUCUUCAGUGUAAUUUUCCCCCAUGUUGCCUAAAUGAUUUCAAAUUAAAGAACACCACCUUAAGGAGCUGCUAUGGAA
Molecule: messenger RNA, 2683 nt
Organism: Hemibagrus wyckioides
Lineage: Eukaryota; Metazoa; Chordata; Actinopteri; Siluriformes; Bagridae
Product: zinc finger protein 575-like
Exons: 5
Coding region: 189-1424 (411 amino acids)
Molecular function (GO): DNA binding
Source: RefSeq, a predicted model, not a curated record